This is a messenger RNA of Polypterus senegalus (gray bichir), 951 nucleotides long. RefSeq names its product olfactory receptor 6N1-like. Gene Ontology annotation, molecular function: olfactory receptor activity; G protein-coupled receptor activity. Gene Ontology annotation, biological process: G protein-coupled receptor signaling pathway. The record is from RefSeq and is a predicted model, not a curated record. The transcript has a single exon. Lineage: Eukaryota; Metazoa; Chordata; Cladistia; Polypteriformes; Polypteridae. Bases 1 to 951 code for a protein of 316 amino acids. Gene Ontology annotation, cellular component: membrane.
AUGUCAAGCACAAACCUUUCAUCUGUAACAGAAUUCAUCCUUGUUGGCUUUCCUGGUCUCGAAAACCAAGAAAGUAAAACUAUUCUAUCAGGAGUCUUCCUCACAAUCUACUUGCUUAUUCUGCUGGGAAAUCUUCUGAUCAUACUAAUAUUUGCAAUGGACAAAAGCCUCCAGAUGCCUAUGUACAUACUCAUUUCCAGCUUAGCUUUUUUAGACCUAAUCGUUGCCACAGUCACUAUUCCCAAAAUGGUAGCAAUCUUCAUGAUUGACAAUCGGAGUAUCUCUUUUGCUGCAUGCUUUGCACAGCUCUUAUUCCACCAUGGCCUGGUCACAGCUGAGUCGUUUCUUCUAGGUCUCAUGGCGUAUGACAGAUAUGUUGCUAUCUGUCACCCAUUGCACUACUGCAACAUUAUGACAAAUCUUGGUGCAUGUAAGCUAAUAGUUUGCUGCUGGAUAGGUGGGUUUCUUGGCCCAACGAUUCCCCUAAUCUUAGCUCUCCGGCUGCCCUUCUGUGGACCCAAUAAAGUCAUCCAUUGUUUCUGUGACCACAUCUCUGUAAUCCGACUUGCUUGUUCUGAAACUCUUGUCAAUAACUACGUUGCCUUAUCCAUAUCUCUGUGCUCGCUGUUCUUCCCGCUCUUAUAUAUCCUGUAUUCAUAUGUCAGAAUUGUUAGAUCUGUACUGAAGAUCGCCAGCUCCGAGGAAUGUGUGAAAACCUUCUCCACCUGCAUCACACACAUUGUUGUCAUUUCCAUCUUUUUCUUGACUGCUGCCAGCAUCUACAUCUCCUACCGAAUUCCUGGAACCUCUGCAGACUUGAGGAUCAUGGCGGCGCUCAUUCAGAAUAUGUUUCCACCUCUGAUCAACCCCAUGAUAUAUUGUUUGAGGACAAAAGAGAUCAGGGAGAGCAUCUUAAGAAUUCUGAGAAGAAAUCAAAUAUUUAUAACAUAA